AAGCUGUUUCUGUACGGACGCUUUUAAUCUGCGCACCAUUAGAAAGAAGCGCCGCAUUCUCACAUUUUCGCAAGUGUGGCUGCACAGAUGGCAACUACAAAGGUUCCAGAGGUUCGUGACAUCACACGAAUCGAGAGAAUUGGUGCACAUUCUCACAUUCGUGGCCUUGGUUUGGAUGAUGCUUUAGAACCAAGACAGGUGUCUCAGGGGAUGGUUGGCCAGCUGGCCUCCCGUCGAGCCGCAGGAGUCAUCUUGGAGAUGAUCAAAGAUGGCCACAUUGCUGGCAGGGCAAUACUGAUUGCUGGCCAGCCUGGCACAGGAAAAACUGCAAUUGCUAUGGGCAUCGCCCAGUCUCUUGGCCCUGAUACACCCUUUACAGCACUGGCUGGUAGUGAGAUCUUCUCCCUGGAGAUGAGCAAGACUGAGGCACUUAGCCAAGCUUUUAGAAAAGCCAUCGGAGUAAGGAUCAAAGAGGAGACGGAGAUCAUUGAAGGAGAGGUGGUCGAGAUCCAGAUUGACAGACCAGCCACAGGAACGGGUGCAAAGGUGGGCAAGUUGACGCUAAAGACUACGGAGAUGGAGACGAUCUACGACUUGGGCAACAAGAUGAUUGACAGUUUGAGUAAAGAGAAGGUGCAAGCGGGAGAUGUUAUCACCAUCGAUAAAGCCACUGGAAAGAUCACCAAGUUGGGGCGCUCUUUCACCAGAGCCAGAGACUACGAUGCCAUGGGAGCUCAGACACAGUUUGUACAGUGUCCUGAGGGAGAGCUGCAGAAGAGAAAAGAGGUGGUCCACACAGUGUCGCUCCACGAGAUCGAUGUCAUUAACAGUCGCACACAAGGCUUCCUGGCUCUUUUCUCUGGAGACACCGGAGAGAUCAAGUCUGAAGUCCGCGAGCAGAUUAAUGCCAAAGUGUGUGAGUGGAGGGAAGAAGGAAAGGCCGAGAUCAUUCCAGGGGUGUUAUUUAUUGAUGAGGUGCAUAUGCUGGACAUGGAGUGCUUUUCCUUCUUGAACCGUGCCCUGGAGAGUGACCUCUCCCCAGUUCUCAUUAUGGCCACCAACAGAGGCAUCACUCGAAUCCGUGGAACAAACUAUCAGAGCCCUCACGGCAUCCCCAUCGAUCUCCUCGAUCGGCUGCUCAUCAUCGCCACCUCCCCUUACACCGAAAAAGAGACGAAGCAGAUCCUGAAGAUCCGGUGUGAGGAGGAGGAUGUGGAGCUGAGCGAGGAGGCUCACACGGUCCUCACUCGUAUCGGCAUGGAAACGUCACUGCGCUACGCGAUCCAGCUGAUCAGCACCGCAGGGCUGGUGUGUCGUAAACGCAAGGGCACAGAGGUUCAGGUAGAAGACAUUAAAAGAGUUUACUCUCUGUUCCUGGAUGAGGCCAGAUCCUCUCAGUACAUGAAGGAGUAUCAGGAUUCCUUCCUCUUUAAUGAAACACAAACAGCUGCUAUGGACACCUCGUAAUGAAGACGAUGCUUUCUCUUCCUCCUCUGUGAAGUUUUUUUAUGCUGUUCGCCGUCAUCUAGUGUUGGUGUCGAUUCACAACCGGACUUCUUCCCAAAUUUGAGUUUAGCCUCUUGAAUUAACUGAAUUAGACUGGAGGUGGACACAGAAUUGUCCUUGAUCUCCACACUGUUUAAAUUCAAAUCUUUUGGACUGAAAUUCAAUCGAAUUUUGAAAUGACCCCAGUCCUUCAUCUCUGAGGCCUUGUGGCGUGAAUACCCAUUCCUUAAGUGUUUGUUUUAUGUUGUUGACCUUUUACAUGGUUUAAUUUUAUGAAAAUAAGUAAACAAGCUUUUCUAAGCAUAUUGAG
Messenger RNA from Maylandia zebra (zebra mbuna), 1816 nucleotides. RefSeq names its product RuvB-like AAA ATPase 2 (gene ruvbl2). NCBI's taxonomy places the organism in Eukaryota, Metazoa, Chordata, Actinopteri, Cichliformes, Cichlidae. The record is from RefSeq and is a predicted model, not a curated record. Gene Ontology annotation, molecular function: ATP-dependent activity, acting on DNA; ATP binding; ATP hydrolysis activity.